UAUACAUAAACACUCUUCCACCCCCGUUACGUGUCAGGGCUCGCCCCUGGAAAAAAGCUGUUGCAACUGUACCUGUCGGGGGGAAACUAAAUUUUAGUUUGGCGCGUAAUCGCCAUCUUCAAUUGCCGGGGUUUUAUUUUCUUCGGCUUUUCCGACGCUCGCGCAAUAAUUCACUAUUCAUUCUCCUCCUCUCCGCUCUCUGCUGGUUGUCCUUUUGGCAAUUGCAAUUGCGACGAGUGUGUGACUAGCUCACAACACAUACCAUUGGUACAACUUCACCACAAUUAUGGCCUCGCCAUCAGACACCGGCGCAAAUGACCGGGAAAAAGGUCCGGACGUGACCCUCGCGAUCGAUGAGCAAUUAAGUCAUGCGCAAAGGCCGAAAUGCUUCAGCUCAACUCUUCAGGAAUGUCUGUUCGUUUUAACGGCCACGAUGGCGAUUGGCCAGCAAUCUUUUUUUCAGGGUUGUAUUGUGGGUGUGACGGCUUCCAUUGGCGCGGAUUUGAAUAUGAAUUCGGCGGAAAUUACUUGGAUUAAUGCCGGUGCUUCUCUCAGUAGUGGUGCUUUCCUCCUAACAUUCGGCAAACUAGCCGACAUGUUCGGCCGCAAAGUGCUCUUCAUCAUCGGCAUGGCCGGCUUCACACUUUCCCUGCUAGUAGCCGGCUUCGCCACAAAUGCCAUCUACAUGGACGUAUUCUCCGGUAUUCUGGGCCUCUUCGCUGCCGCAGUCGUACCACCAGCCGUCGGCGCAUUGGGCGCUGUAUACGAAAAGCCGUCUAAAAGAAAGAAUCGCGCCUUUGCAUGUUUCAGUGCGGGGAAUCCGCUCGGUUUCGUGGGUGGUAUGAUUAUUUCUGGUGUGGCGUCGCAUGAGUAUAAUUGGCGGGCGAGCUUUUGGGCCCUUGCGGUGGUUUAUGCGAUUUUUACUGUUUUGACGGUUUGGACGGUGCCGGCGGAUGGGUUUAAGAGGACGCCUGUUAGUAUGGAUGUGGUGAGGAGGUUUGAUCUUUUGGGGACGGGGUUGGUUAUUGUGGGAUUUGCUUUCUUUUCGAGUUCGCUUUCGUUGGCUGGUGAUGCGCCUGACGGUUGGAAGACGGGCUAUGUGCUCGCUCUUCUCAUUGUUGGUGUUGUUUUGCUCGCGGGUUUCCUGUACUGGCAAUCUAUCGCCCAAGAACCCCUGAUGCCUCUCUGGAUGUGGAAAGAUCGUAACUUCACCCUGCUUAUGGCAACUUUCUGCCUCGGCUUCAUGGGCUUUUCAGCCGUCUCAUUCUACCUCUCCCUCUACCUGCAGGAAGUCAAGCACCUCACAGCCCUCGACAUCACAGUCCGCCUCCUCCCCAUGGUCGUCAGCGGCGUACUAGUCAAUGUUAUCUGCGGCCUGAUCCUACACCGUGUCAGCAACAAGUUACUCACUGGUAUCGGUGCUCUGGCAUACACUGUCUCUUUCCUAAUCCUGAGCUUCAUGAAAGAAGACGCUAUCUACUGGGCUUAUAUCUUCCCGGCGCUGGUUCUCGUCGUGGUUGGCGCGGAUAUCCAAUUCAAUGUCACAAAUAUGUACGUGAUGUCUUCUCUCCCGCCAAAUCAGCAGUCUAUUGCCGGCGGUAUUUUCAACACUGUCAGCAAGCUCUGCAAUAAUCUGGGCCUGGGUAUUGCGACAUCUGUCAAUAGCUCGGUUGCCAGCCAGAUGACUGCUUCUACGCCGGCUAUUCGGCCUUAUCUGGCUGUUUACUGGUUCGCAGCUGCUUGUGCGGGCUUGUCCGUUUUUAUGGUGCCGUUUUUGACACUCGGUACUCAAGGUGGUGAUACGGGGCCGAAGAGUGAACAGACUGUCGUGGCUUCUGAUAAUGAUGAUGCUGGUGAGAAGAAGGCUGCUUCUGAAUCCGUCAUGGGCGCGGAGACUCGCGUUGCGACGCCAGUCAUGGAGCUUGAAAAGUCAUAACAACAGAAGCUGGGGUUGUUUAAUAUCCCGUUCUACAUUUAGAGACGGAUAGACCUGCUAUUGGUUUUACAGGAGGCGUUUGGGACUACUGAUAUUCAUAAUAGAUAUAGAAUACUUAAUUCAGCG
Penicillium subrubescens is the source of this 2062-nucleotide messenger RNA. RefSeq lists its product as uncharacterized. The record is from RefSeq and is a predicted model, not a curated record. The transcript is spliced from 5 exons. Bases 287 to 1936 code for a protein of 549 amino acids. Gene Ontology annotation, molecular function: transmembrane transporter activity. Gene Ontology annotation, cellular component: membrane. NCBI's taxonomy places the organism in Eukaryota, Fungi, Ascomycota, Eurotiomycetes, Eurotiales, Aspergillaceae. Gene Ontology annotation, biological process: transmembrane transport.